UGGAUUUCCGAGGGGAAGCACAUGUUCCCAAUUUGCUGUGUGCUGUUUAAGUUAUCUCCCCCGCAGUACCCGGAUCUAUGGUUCUGACGUUCUUUCCACGUGGGAUGAUGAAUGUCAUGUAAUGGCCUUCUGUUUCACCGUAUCUCAUCAUAACAUUUGGGCCAUAUCAUCUCCAUUUCUUCACCAGGUAUCUGUACAAAAAAGCACCAUCGGAUCGGCAUUUUCCUCGACACAUCAGUAACACGAGAUAAUGAGAUGGCUAUCCAUACAGGCCACAGUGCCAAUCCGCUAUCCAACACUAAGCCCUGAAAGGGGAAUCUCUUUUGGGCUGGUCUUUUCGCUUCCGCGACCCCCAUGGCUCGGCGAGAGGGGAGCCUUGCCCAAAUUAUACUGGCACAGCUGGGAAAAGAAAGUUUAUUAUCAACCAAGGCCCGGGGAUUGGAUCCCGCCGUCGGUCGGCUUGUGGGGCCGUUGGUUAGCAGCCGCUGACAGCUUAAAUCAACAACUAACCGGGGCAGGGUUGCACAACGCCACACAGUGCGUCCAACUGCAGAUGAUAUCCAUCCAUCCACCUUGGCCACACUUCCCGACGAUGAUCAAUGAUUCCAGCAGGUCGACCUUUCCAAACUGGAGCCGGGCUGCAUUGCAACACCAUCCAUCCAUCCACCCAUCCAAUACUUUAAUACACUAGAGCACAAAUUGGGGGGAGGCCAAGAAAGAUGGCCAGUUCCUGUGGGAACCCCGCAUCCGAAUGCUGUCUCCCUGAUGAACCUUCAUAACAUCCCCGAGCCCACGGCUGCCCGGUCACAAAACUCGCUACCGGCCUCCCCGUCUCUCCCUCACCCUCUUCUCUCGAGACAUUUUCGAACAGGGAGGAACCAUGGCUUCAGCUUCGUCAUCAGCCAGCGGCCCAGUGCCAACCGGCGCAACGCUGGACUGGGAUUGGAACACUGUCCUCACCGCUGCUCAAAGCAGCAAGCUGACCCUUCUAGUGGUUGCCCCUUCCAUCGCUUGCUUUUUGUGGUUUUUUGUCGCCUACCAGACCUCACCGCUGAAGAAGUAUCCCGGGCCAUUUUUAGCAGGAUGGACAAAUCUGUGGCGGUUAUCCAAGGUCUACGGGGCCGAGUAUGCCCAGACAAUGAAGAAGUUACAUGAGAAGUACGGCCCCAUUGUCAGGAUAGGACCAAAUCUCCUGGACCUUGACUUCCCUGAGCUUUCUCGCACCAUCUACAACACCGAUGGCAAAUGGGUCAAGUCAGACUUCUACAAAAACAGCAGCUCCAUCAUCGAUGGCAAGAUCACCUACCACAUGUUUAGCGAGACCAACAAUGUCGAGCAUGCCAGACUGAAGAGACCUGUUGUGCGCCACUACUCGGUCCCGGCCGUGCUGGCUAUGGAGGCACACAUGGACAAGGUGGUGGCCGACCUGCUCCAACACCUCAAGAAACGUUUUGUUGAGCCCAGGAAGGUCUGCAACUUUGGCGACUGGCUAGGAUACUGUGAGUCUGGACCCCGCCAUCGCCUUCCUGGCUAUGAACAUACUCUAACACGCUCAGAUGCCUGGGAUUUCCUCGGUAUCGUCACCUUCAGCACCAAGUUCGGCUACAUGGAAAAGGGCUACGACUUUGAUGGCACCCUCGCUGUUGCCGACCAGUCCAUCGACUAUCUGGCUCUCUGCGGCCAAAUGCCCUGGACUGACUACAUCCUCGACAAGAACCCCAUCUACCCUCUCGGCCCACCCAACAUCUCCAACGUGACCAACAUUGCCAUCCAGAAGAUGACGGCCCGUCUCAAGGGCGAGGAUAAGGUGUUCAACCCCGAGAAGCCCGAUUUCCUGCAGUACUUUAUCGAGUCCAAGUCGACCCACCCAGAGAUCGUUGACGAGGGCAAGAUUAUUGGUUAUCUUCUUUUGAACUUGAUCGCCGGUGCCGACACCACAGCCAUCACCCUGCGCGCCCUCUUCUACUACACCCUCAAGGACCAGCGUGUGUGGAAAAAGCUCGAAUCCGAAGUCCGCUCUGUCUUCAAGGCCUUCGAACCCGCGGCCCACAGCAAAGCCCGUGCCCUCCCCUACUUGGAUGCCGUUGUCAACGAAACACUCCGUUACCACCCUGCUGUUUCCAUGAUCAUGGAGCGCAUCGUCCCCGAAGGUGGCCUCGUCCUCCCUGAUGGCUCUGUCGUCCCAGGUGGCCAAAUGGUCGGUAUGAACCCUUACAUUGUCGGUCGUAACAAGAAGGUCUUUGGUGAGAACGCCGAUGACUUUUACCCUGACCGGUGGCUGCAGCGGGAUGGGGAGAAUGACGAGCAGUACAAGGAAAGGAUGCAGCUGUGGAAUCAAGCCAUGCUUCAAUUUGGUGGUGGGUCUAGGAUCUGCCUUGGGAGGAACUUGAGUAUGAUGGAGGUGUACAAGCUUGUGCCUACGUUGCUGUCGACGUUUGACAUUGAGCUGGAGGACCCUAAUGAGGUUUGGUGGUAUAGCAGUCGGUGGUUUUACAGGACGAAGGGGGUUAAUUGUAGGUUGAGGCCUAGGAGUGAUUAAGGGGGAGGGGAUUGGCACGAGCAAUACAUAUACGAAUGGUAAAUAGUUGGGUAUUUGAGUUUGAUAUGAACGUUCCA
This is a messenger RNA of Podospora bellae-mahoneyi, 2616 nucleotides long. RefSeq lists its product as uncharacterized. NCBI's taxonomy places the organism in Eukaryota, Fungi, Ascomycota, Sordariomycetes, Sordariales, Podosporaceae. The record is from RefSeq and is a predicted model, not a curated record. The coding region runs from base 881 to 2539 and encodes 552 amino acids. The transcript has 3 exons. Gene Ontology annotation, molecular function: iron ion binding; oxidoreductase activity, acting on paired donors, with incorporation or reduction of molecular oxygen; monooxygenase activity.